AUAAACUAAAAAUCGAAAAAUAACAUCGAAUGUGCUACCUUCAGAUCACUUUGAAGGCUGUGCCAAGCCGGUGGUAUUAAUUAAAUCUAUCGAAAAGAACUUGGAAUGGGAGAGACCGUUAAUCGUAACAUACUUUGUUAUUUUAUGGAUGCAUUGCAUUGACAUAAUAUUCACUGAUAAAAAUAACAACAGUCUCGAUGUACCUAAUCCAUAAAAAGAUUAUAAUACCACGAUUAAUCAGGAUUUAGUAAUCGAGUUUUCAAAUGAUUUGUCUGAUAAUUGGGGUAUAUAAAUUAUUUUCCUGCUUAGUAUUAUCGUAUUGCUGGAUUUCGCAUUUGAUAGUCGCAAACAAAAUGCUGAUGCUAAUGUUGGCUUGUUUGGUGUCGAGCGCCUUCGCGGUGCAGGUGUCGACGGACUAUCACUUGGAUAUCGGCAUUCCAAAAGCGACCAGGAUCAAGGAGGCAGAGGACAAAAUCUUCGCCGGUGAAAGUAUUGGCAAUAGCAGGAUUGUUGGUGGAAGCAUAGCACCUAUUGGCGCUCAUCCUUAUUUGGCCGGAUUGGUAAUCUCUUUCCACAACCACCCUGGGCAAUCAGCAUGCGGAGCAUCUCUGCUCAGUGCCAACCGCCUGGUGACAGCCGCCCACUGCUGGGACACGCCCACUCUGCAGGCGAUGCAGUUCGUGGUGGUGCUAGGCUCGGAGUUCCUCUUCCGAGGAGGCACUAGGAUCCCCACUUCGCACGUAAUACUGCAUCCACAAUGGACUCCCAGUAACUUAGGCAGUGAUGUAGCUAUGAUUUAUCUGCCACAGAAAGUUGCCUUCACUUCAAGAAUUCAACCAGUGUACCUGCCGUCCUACAACUUGUGGGACACUUUCUUCGGCCAGACAGCCACCGCUGCGGGGUACGGACUAACCAGUGACUCACAAGUGGGCGUGUCAGUGAACUCGAUGGUGAGCCACGUGUCGCUGCGCGUGAUCUCGGUGCCGCAGUGCCAGGCGGUGUUCGGCUCCGUGUUCGUGCAGCAGAGCACGCUGUGCACCGACGGCAGCGGCGGCGUCGGCAUCUGCGGCGGCGACUCCGGCGGCCCGCUCGUCAUACAGCGCUUCGGACGACCCACCUUGAUCGGCAUCAGUUCGUUCGUCGCCAGCAUCGGCUGCGAGCUCGGGUUCCCGUCCGCCUUCGCCAGAGUGACCAGCUUCUACGACUUCAUCAAACAGCACAUGACGUAGCCCACUACUACAUACUACUUACUGUACCUACCUCUAGUCUCCUAUUUAUUAAAAAAUAUUCAUUUAAUAC
This is a messenger RNA of Bicyclus anynana (squinting bush brown), 1299 nucleotides long. RefSeq names its product brachyurin-like. Gene Ontology annotation, molecular function: serine-type endopeptidase activity. Bases 264 to 1229 code for a protein of 321 amino acids. Lineage: Eukaryota; Metazoa; Arthropoda; Insecta; Lepidoptera; Nymphalidae. The record is from RefSeq and is a predicted model, not a curated record. The transcript is spliced from 5 exons. Gene Ontology annotation, biological process: proteolysis.